Messenger RNA from Seminavis robusta, 663 nucleotides. Lineage: Eukaryota; Bacillariophyta; Bacillariophyceae; Naviculales; Naviculaceae. The record is from the annotation of a GenBank genome assembly.
AUGACAGCGUUUGGUAGGCGUCUUGUAGCUGGAAUCAACGUUGGCAUUGGGACGCAUCUCGUUGUGACAACCGCAUCGAUUCACUAUGGAACAGGGUACUGGGGCGGUCAAUCCAGUCUGUUUCAUCAAGAAUAUAGCGACCAUAGUCUCGUUUCAGAAGCUCCAGAUGCGCGGCAUUAUCAAGCAGUGACAAGGCUGGUGACGGAUAUGUACACAGGGCGGGGUCUCAGCUCAACAACAACACGAUUAUCAGUACCCGCCAUUGGCGUUUCCGAUUCUGUAUCCUUUCAAGACCCAGCCGCCAUUUGCGUGGGAAAAGAGGAAGUCACAGAAGCCUUUCGUGCCGUGGCUACGCUAAACCCCCAAUGGAUAACUCCCCCGCGUUGUAUCCAUGUAGAGCCCAUGGGUUCCACCAUUGCCCUGACCUACUAUUUGAACAACCGAUAUGGUGGACGGUUUUCCCUCCAAUCGUUGCUGGUGGUUCAUGUAGAACUUCAACAACUACCGCAUGCAAGGGAAUUCAACCAGUUUGUAGUGACCAGGAUGGAAGAGUAUUGGAAUGGCGUUUCGCCUAUAUCUAAUUUGCUGUUUUGGGCGGUGCGACGCAUCAAUGGUGUAGCAAGUUUCCAAAUCACAAGCCGCUUUCUGCCAUCUCGAGGUUAA